AUGUUCGCUAUCGUAUCUUUCGCCUUUGCUUUGCUUUCGCUCCCUCUUGCGCACGCACAAACUUACAGUGCGACGUACGCGCCAUCGAGCCUUCCGGACCAGACUGAGGAAGGUCAGUCUGGGACGAACAAGUGUGGGACGACAAACCACCAGGACUCCAUGUGCCAGAAUAUUUACAUUAAUUCGGUCGACGACUUCUGCUUCUACGCUUCGCCCCAGCCUGGCGCCAACUCAACCAUCGGUGACACCGAGCGUAUCGAGGUGUCAUGGUGCCUCAAGGACGGCUACGGCACGCGCACGAUUCCUCCAAAUACCAUCUCCGGCGCGCAUUUUGUACAGACCCCGGACUACGUCCAGGUCACGGGCACCGGGAACCUCACACAGGUAAACAUCCCUGCAGGCGAUGCUGGCGGCGAGCUCGACCCGCACGGCGCUGACGGCAACGGCAACCCGAUCGGCGGGCUCGUGUUCUCGAAUGCGUUUACGGGGCAGUACGUGCAGGUGCACGAGUGGACGAACUACAUGUCGGACACGCAGUUCUGCUUCCGGGCGUGCAAGGACGGGCCGGACGCACCCGCGCUCUGCCAGCACAUCUACGACGAGAUGGGCUGCGCGUGGAAUAUGCCUGCUAACUACGACUCCGGCACGUUCGAGCGCUGCGGGGGCGACUCCGGCGAGCCGAUGGGCGUCUACGGUACGUCGACGUUCCACCAGGGCGACCCCAGCACACCCUCGCCGCACUCUGCGCCGUCAUCGUCGGCGUGCACGACCGUGCCCUCCGUCGGGCUUGCCUCGAUGUCGGGCUCGUCUGCGCCUACUUCGGCUGGAGCCUCGAGCGCUUCUGCAACCAGCAAAGCCACGUCUGGCUCAACUGGCUCUGCGCCCUCUGCGACGUCUGGUUCACAUACUAGCAGCACGUCUGAGCUCGCAUCUAUGAACUGGGUGCUCCAGGGUUUUGCGAUAGUUAUGACCGUUCUCGGUGGCAUCUGGGUCGUCGUGUAA
Molecule: messenger RNA, 1002 nt
Organism: Phanerochaete carnosa HHB-10118-sp
Lineage: Eukaryota; Fungi; Basidiomycota; Agaricomycetes; Polyporales; Phanerochaetaceae
Exons: 5
Coding region: 1-1002 (333 amino acids)
Source: RefSeq, a predicted model, not a curated record